This is a messenger RNA of Acipenser ruthenus (sterlet), 8428 nucleotides long. Its product is annotated as unconventional myosin-Vb. Gene Ontology annotation, cellular component: myosin complex; vesicle; actin cytoskeleton. The coding region runs from base 471 to 6008 and encodes 1845 amino acids. Gene Ontology annotation, molecular function: ATP binding; microfilament motor activity; actin filament binding. Gene Ontology annotation, biological process: actin filament organization; vesicle transport along actin filament. NCBI's taxonomy places the organism in Eukaryota, Metazoa, Chordata, Actinopteri, Acipenseriformes, Acipenseridae. The transcript is spliced from 40 exons. The record is from RefSeq and is a predicted model, not a curated record.
CCUAACAGCCAGCAGGUGUCACUUCUGUUGUGUUUGGGAUUCCGGGGGAGACGGGCAGAGCUUAGGUGAGACAUGGAAACCCGGACAAAUGCAUAGGCACGGGAAGGAAAUAAGGGAGUAAUUGUUUCGUUUGGUUUCGGGUCUUAUUUCUUUUUGCUUCACCUAGAUAGACCCAAAUAAGAUCCCAGUUCAUACCUGGACAGGGAGCGGCUUCGUUGGGAGGAGCAACGGUCAGAGGAGUGAUAACAUUAAGAUAACUUCACCUGCUGUAAAGGGAAGGUCGGCAAAAAACAACCUAACAACAAAAUCUGACACACAAAAUCAGGAACCUGAAAAUAUCGGGAAACAUGGCGACCGGUCAAGCAUCUGUCUAAACCAGGGCUCAACUUUAAAUGGGAAUUAUUUUUAAUCUGAUUUGAGGGAUUUAUUCGUGUGUUUGUGUAACCUGAAGAGGUGCUCAGGUGGAAAAGAUGUCAGUGAAUGAGCUCUACACCAAGUACACAAGGGUGUGGAUCCCUGACCCUGAAGAAGUUUGGAAGGCAGCUGAAAUUAUCAAGGACUAUAAGGAAGGAGAUCCGAUUCUACAUCUCAAAUUGGAAGAUGAGUCGACUAUUGAAUAUGCCAUUAACCCAAAGACCAACCAGCUGCCGUUCCUCCGAAACCCGGAUAUCCUGGUGGGGGAGAAUGACCUGACAGCGCUAAGUUACCUCCAUGAACCUGCAGUCCUUCACAACCUGAAGGUGCGCUUUCUGGAGUCCAAUCACAUCUACACAUACUGUGGAAUUGUGCUGGUUGCCAUUAACCCGUAUGAACAGAUGUCCAUCUAUGGAGAAGAUGUCAUUUACGCUUACAGUGGGCAGAACAUGGGUGACAUGGAUCCCCACAUCUUCGCAGUGGCAGAGGAGGCUUACAAGCAAAUGGCCAGAGAUGAGAAGAACCAGUCCAUUAUUGUGAGUGGGGAGUCUGGGGCAGGGAAGACGGUGUCUGCAAAAUACGCCAUGCGUUACUUCGCUACAGUCGGUGGGUCAGCCAGUGAGACAAACGUAGAGGAGAAGGUGCUGGCAUCCAGUCCAAUUAUGGAGGCAAUUGGAAACGCCAAAACAACAAGAAAUGACAACAGCAGCCGCUUUGGAAAAUAUAUAGAGAUCGGCUUCGAUCGCCACUUUCACAUCAUCGGUGCCAACAUGAGAACUUAUCUUCUGGAAAAGUCAAGAGUUGUCUUCCAGGCAGAAGAAGAGAGAAAUUACCAUAUAUUCUACCAGCUGUGUGCCUCCGCCAAGCUACCUGAGUUUAAGGACCUAGCCCUGAAUAGUGCAGAGGACUUCUUCUACACCACCCAGGGUGGUAACAUCUACAUCGAUGGGGUUGACGAUGCCGAGGACUUUGAAAAGACAAGACAUGCCUUCACAUUGCUAGGUGUCAAGGAAGCUCAUCAAAUUAGCAUAUUUAAGAUAAUCGCAUCAAUCCUCCAUCUGGGAAAUGUUGAAGUCCGUGCAGAAAGAGACGGGGAUUCGUGCAGUAUCUCAAAAGAAGACGACCAUCUCAACCACUUUUGCGAGUUGCUGGGAGUGGAGCAAGACCAGAUGGAGCACUGGCUGUGCCACCGCAAGCUGGUGACUACAGCAGAAACUUACGUCAAGACCAUGUCCAUGCAGCAGGCGGUCAAUGCCAGGAACGCUCUUGCCAAGCAUAUCUACGCCCAGCUCUUCAACUGGAUUGUGGAGCACAUCAACAAAGCCCUUCACACUACCAGCAAGCAGCACUCCUUCAUUGGAGUGCUGGAUAUAUACGGGUUUGAGACUUUCGAAUUCAACAGUUUUGAGCAGUUUUGCAUCAACUAUGCCAAUGAAAAGCUGCAGCAGCAGUUUAAUUCUCAUGUCUUCAAACUGGAGCAGGAAGAAUACAUGAAGGAACAAAUCCCCUGGACUCUUAUAGAUUUUUGCGACAACCAGCCCUGCAUUGACCUCAUUGAGGCGAAGCUGGGUGUGCUGGACUUGCUGGAUGAGGAGUGCAAGGUGCCAAAAGGAACUGAUCAGAACUGGGCCCAGAAACUCUAUGACAGGCAUUCUAACAGCCUGCACUUUCAGAAGCCCAGGAUGUCCAACACCUCUUUUAUAAUUAUUCACUUUGCUGAUAAGGUGGAGUACCAGUGUGAUGGUUUUCUAGAGAAAAACCGGGACACAGUGUAUGAAGAACAUAUCAGUAUUCUGAAAGCCAGUAAGUUCCAGCUGGUGGCCGACCUUUUCCACGAUGGCAAAGAUCCUGUUCCCGCCACAUCCACCACAAAGACUUCAAAGAUCAAUGUCCGGUCUGCCAAACAGAUCCCCAAAGCGACAAAUAAGGACCACAGGAAAACCGUUGGCCAUCAGUUCCGAAACUCACUUAGUUUACUAAUGGAAACACUGAACGCCACAACUCCCCACUACGUACGUUGUAUCAAGCCCAAUGAUGAGAAACUUUCUUUCUCGUUUGAUCCCAGCAGAGCAGUGCAGCAACUGAGAGCCUGUGGUGUGUUGGAGACCAUUCGUAUCAGUGCAGCCGGAUACCCUUCCAGGUGGACAUACCCUGACUUCUUUAACAGAUACAGAGUAUUGAUGAAAAAGAAGGAAAUUGUUCUUUCGGACAAAAAGCUCACUUGCAAGAAUCUGCUGGAGAACCUGGUGAAGGAUCCAGACAAGUUCCAGUUUGGAAGAACCAAGAUCUUCUUCCGCGCUGGUCAGGUUGCUUACCUGGAGAAGCUACGAGCAGAUAAGUUCCGCUUUGCCUGCAUCAUGAUCCAGAAGAGCGUUCGGGGCUGGCUGCAGAAAGUGAAGUACAGGAAGAUCAAGAAGGCCGCCAUGACAAUGCAGAGAUAUGGGCGUGGCUAUCUGGCACGCAGAUUGGCGGAUCAGCUUAGGAAGACACGAGCCGCAAUUGUGUUCCAAAAGCAAUACAGGAUGCUGCGUGUCCGCAGGGCCUACCUGAAGAUUCGAAACGCCACGAUUACCAUCCAGGCUUACGCGAGAGGCAUGUUUGUCAGGCAGCUUUACCAUGAGUUCUUGUUGCACCACAAGGCAAUGGUCAUUCAGAAGUAUGCGAGAGGCUGGAUGGAACGAAAGAAGUUCAAGCGUGCCCGAAAUGCAGCCGUCGUGAUCCAGUGUUCCUACCGGCGUCUGCAGGCCCGACGUGAACUGAAGCAGCGAAAGAUAGAGGCGCGCUCAGCUGAGCACUUCAAAAAGCUCAACGUCGGCAUGGAGAACAAGAUAGUGCAGCUACAAAGGAAGGUGGAUGAGCAGAGCAAGGAAUACAAGAGCUUGAAUGAGCAGCUGAGUGUGGCUAACACGGCUUACUCUGUGGAAGUGGAGAAGAUGCGCAAGGAGCUGGAGCAGUACCGAGGCAAGAAGGGUGAAGGGAACCAGAUCAGCAGCCUGCAAGAGGAGGUGCAGAGGCUCCAGACCAAGCUGAAUAAGGCACAGACUGAGAAGAAGCAGCUGGAGGACAUAUACUACACUGAGAAAGAAGAUCUACUAAAGAGAUUGGCAGAUCUCGAGGAAGAGAAUGCACUACUGAAACAUGACAAAGAAGAGAUGAACCAAAGAAUACUGAGUCAGUCUAAAGACUCUGAAGACCAGGUCACCAGCAAGACACUGAAGGAAAGCCAGCAGAAAGCUGAACUGGACGAUGAGAGGGCGCGCUAUCAGAACCUGCUGAAGGAGUAUUCCCGACUUGAGCAGAGAUACGACAACCUCCAGGAGGAGACGUCCCUGGCCAGGUUUCAUCCAGGACACAGGAGAAACCCCUCCAACCAGAGCAGCCUGGGCUCAGACUCCAACUACCCGUCCAUCACCUCUGAGAUCGGAGACACGGAGGACACCCUACAGCAAGUGGAGGAUAUGGGCAUGGAGAAGGCAGCCAUGGACAUAACAGUGUUCCUGAAGCUGCAGAAGAGAGUGAGAGAUCUGGAGCAGGAGAGACGCAGACUACAGAUUGACCUGGAGAAGAUGGAAGAGCUGGCCAAAAGAAAGGGGAAUGAGGACAAGAACACAGCAGAUCCAGACCAUGAUACAGAUUCUGCCUACAACAGUCUAAAGAGACAGGAAUUGGAAUCAGAAAACAAGAAGUUGAAGAAUGAUCUGAAUGAACUGAGGAAAGCCAUUGUGGACAGAGCCACCCAGAACAAUUCCUCCAAUGAACUUCAAGAUAGCUACAACGUGCUGCUCAACCAGCUCAAGUCAGCCAAUGAGGAGCUGGACGUGCGCAAGGAGGAGGUGCUGAACUUGAGAACACAGAUAGUGAGCUGCUCCCAGCAGAAAGAGCCCAUCACACCCAUUGAAACCAAGAAAAUGCCUGACUGGAGCAACAGUAACAAACACAUGAACAGAGAUGAUGCCAUUGAGGCCUAUCAGGGAAUCUGUGAGACUAACAACAAGGCUCAGGACUGGGGCUACUUGAAUGAAGACGGGGAGCUUGGCCUGGCCUAUCAGGGUUUAAAGCAAGUUGCCAGACUCCUGGAAGCCCAGCUGCAGUCUCAGAGCAGGCAGUAUGAAGACGAGAUGGAGGCGCUGCGCACUCAGAUCGAGGUUUUCAGGGACGAGAUCGAGAGGAAGCAGGAGCUGCUCUCCCAGACCCUGCAGCUCUCCCCUGAGGCUCAAGUGGAGUACAGCGUACAGCAGGAGAUCACACGCCUCACCAACGAGAACCUGGACCUGAAAGAGAUGGUAGAGAAGCUGCAGAAGAACGAGAAGAAGCUGAAGAGACAGCUGAAGAUUUACAUGAAGAAGGUUCACGAACUGGAGGCUGCCGAGCCUGCAGUGCAGCCUGAGAGGCGUCGCCAUGAGCUGACUCGGCAGGCGACGGUCCAGAGGAAGGAGAAGGAUUUCGAGGGAAUGCUGGAGUAUUACAAGGAAGACGAGAACCUGCUGGUCAAAAACCUUGUCACAGAUAUGAAACCCCAGGUGGUAUCAGCCACAGUGCCCUGCCUGCCAGCCUACAUCCUCUUCAUGUGCAUCAGGCACGCAGAUUACAUGAAUGACGACCAGAAGGUCCACUCCCUGCUCACCUCGACCAUCAACGCCAUCAAAAAAGUAUUAAAGAAACACAAUGACGACAUUGAGAUGACCUCCUUCUGGUUGGCUAACACCAGCCGCCUCCUGCACUGUCUGAAGCAGUACAGCGGAGAUGAGGCCUUCAUGACCCAGAACACAGCCAAGCAGAACGAGCACUGCCUGAAGAACUUCGACCUGGCGGAGUACAGGCAGGUCCUCAGCGACCUCUCCAUUCAGAUCUACCAACAGCUCAUCAAAGUGGCAGAGGGUAUCCUGCAGCCCAUGAUAGUGUCUGCCAUGCUGGAGAACGAAAGCAUCCCAAGCCUUUCUGGUGUCAAGCCCAUGGGUUACAGGAAACGCUCCUCCAGUAUGGUAGACGGAGAAAACAGCUACUCCCUGGAGGCCGUCAUUCGCCAGCUGAACGCCUUCCACGCCACCAUGUGUGACCACGGCCUGGACCCCGAGAUCAUUCAGCAGGUCUUCAAGCAGCUCUUCUACAUGAUCAGCGCAGUGACGCUCAACAACCUGCUGCUGAGGAAGGACGUGUGCUCCUGGAGCACUGGGAUGCAGCUCAGGUAUAACAUCAGCCAGCUGGAGGAGUGGCUGCGGGGGAAGAACCUGCAGCAGAGCGGAGCGGUGGGCACCAUGGAGCCCCUCAUCCAGGCUGCACAGCUGCUGCAAGUGAAGAAGAAAACCACAGAAGAUGCCAGAGCCAUCUGCUCCCUGUGCACAUCACUCUCCACACAGCAGAUUGUGAAGAUACUGAAUCUGUAUACUCCAUUGAAUGAGUUUGAAGAACGUGUAACAGUGUCUUUCAUUAGAAAUAUACAGGGUCAGCUACAAGGGCGCAACGAUCCUCAGCAGCUGCUGCUUGACUUCAAACACACGUUCCCUGUCCUUUUCCCUUACACCCCAUCAGCUCUCAGCCUGGAGACCUUGCACAUACCAGCCAGCCUGAACCUGGACUUCCUAACCAGGGUUUGAUUCCUCUGCACUGAACAAGACAUGGCGGUGACAGGCCCAGUCUGCAACCUGAUGAAAACAGCUUGGAUAAGUGGAGGGGUCAGGGCCAGCUUUGAGCUCUGAUGGGACUUCCUAUAUAAUGGUAGCGAGCCUAUCAGAAGACUUCCAACUGAACCUGUAGUAACAUUAAGCAGGGUUUUUAUUUAUUGUCCCUUAAUAGUGACACUUUAUUAUGAUCAAUAUAUGUGACAUAUACAGCAAUGUUGCUUGGUACAGUAGAAAAAACAUGUCUGUGUUUGGAAAUACUACUACUACUAAUGAUAAUAAUAAUAAUAAUGGUUAGGUAGGAAAUACAUUAUUAUUGUUAUUAGUAGUUGUUGUAGUAGAAACAGUACUCACAAGCCACUUAGAAGUGAAUGCAUUGGCACAGUAAAACAUACUCCAACACCCAAGUGGUUAUUAUACUUUCAGUAAGAGUGGGAAACAUUCACAUUGUUGAUAAAUUAAUGAAAUAUGAAGUUAUUUUUUGAAGUUUGCAUUCUUAAUGUCGCUAGGUUGUCCUUGUUUUCCUGCCUCUGAUUUGUCCCUGUGUAUCGUACCCUCUGUCCAUCCAUUCUGUGCCAGAGCUACCCAUUCAACUGAAGUAAACCUUCGUAAUAAAGUGACACUAUAAUACAGGAAGUGGGUACUCUAGAAUCACACAACAAAUAAACCCCAGGCAGGCAUGACUUCUCACUGUAGAGUCACACAAGUUCAUUUAAACUUCAUAAAUGUUACUUGUUUGUUUCAACUGAUGGUGAGAUACAGUACAAUGUUCUAUAAGAUGCCGUAUAGACAUUCUAAAAGGGCUUAUUUUUAAUAUGGAAACAGCUACUGUGUUUAAUGGACUGGGCCACUUGAUUUGACCCCAGGCAUAAUCUUCCAAUUCCUGUACCAACCAAGAUGUUUCUUGUCUGAAUUAACAUAGGAAAUGUUUACUGUGUAGCAUUAUGCUAGCCAUAUCUAAUCUUCCAUUUCAUGUCAUAUGUGGUGCCUGUACAACCCUCAAUGUAACUUGGUGAUGACGGUCAGCCACAUUUAUAGUAAAUGCGCUCUUUUGAAUCAUCUUUGUUGUGAGUAUAUUAUUUGGUUCGUGCCUAAUCUGGUGAUCUGACAUCUCCAUCUGUGUAGAUGCACCCCUUUAUGUAACGCUGGAUGUGGCUCAUGAUAGUCUCAUUCAGUUGUUCUGUAAGAGCAACCAACACUUAUUUGCCACAUAAUUAAUAUACUGUACCAGUAAGGCAAGCCAAGCAUCUAUUACAUUUGCAAUGAACUUGCAAAUCUUGACGAUCCGUCAAUGGCUUUGUUUGUAAUUACAUACAUAUAGCAUACAGUAUCCUGUACAUGGUUGCUUGUAUUCUGUUAGGACAUAUUCAUGAAGAGUAAAUAUCAUAUACUGUAUGUUUGAUGUGUUUUGAUAAAUCAGCUCUUGAAAUGGAAGAUAGAUCACUGUGUUUCAUGCAGUGUCUACAAUUCUAUUCAGAUAUUCUUUUGCUUUUUAAAAUGUUUACACCACCUCUGUUCCAGUUCACAAUUCUCCCUUGUGUUCGGUGGGUUCAACGCAUGUUGAUAAACCAAGCCUUACAGAUCAUCUUGUGCCACACUGUGGAAGAUGCAGCGAUGGGUACAAACACAUUGGAAUGUCUUUCCUUUCUCCACUGUUGUGCACAAAGUGAAUCUGGAUACAUGACUGGUGUAUUUAUGCCUGUACUGUGAUCUUAGCAGUAAAACUAUACAGAUGUAAAAUAAUGUGUAUACAAAUCAAACCAUAUGUGUGUGUGUAUAUAUAUAUAUAUAUAUAUAUAUAUAUAUAUAUAUAUAUAUACAUACAGCUAGAUUUAUACUAACAGUAUGGUUAGCUAGCUCAAGUUCUGUGACCACCUAACAGAAGUUCUAGAUGAUUGAAAGCCAGUGAUUUUUGUUUAUCUUACAUAAUGAUAAUAUUGAAAGUGGAGUUCAAUAUCACAAAACCCCAACAUGUUUAAAUGAAUUGGCACAACUGACAGUCGCUGCUGAGGCCAGGCCAGGCCUGCAUGUCAGAGGUAGUUGUUCUGGUCAGGAUUGAAAGUGAGUUGGUGAAGCUCUGUGGAGAUGCUCACAUGGUGCCCACCGGUACUAUCCCUUGCGUUAGUGUCUUUGUCCCUCAUCCUUCAUGAGCACGACACAAACAUUGUGUGAAUUAUUAUAUAUAUAUAUAUUUAUAUAUUGCCUUCAAAAGGGGUGGGUGGGGUAUAUUAUAAUAUCUGUAUAUGAAUUGUACUUAUGAGAGAAAAGUGAUUCAAAUUAAAAAUUAUGCUGAUGAAAAGUUUUAUCUUUUGAACAAACAUGUAAACUACACAUUCUUUCUGAAAACAGUCAUAAAUAAACCUCUGGAUAUAACAAUUAAAAACAUUUUAAAUACA